Acinonyx jubatus (cheetah) is the source of this 2444-nucleotide messenger RNA. It is a transcript of the gene PLEKHA3, whose product is annotated as pleckstrin homology domain containing A3. Gene Ontology annotation, biological process: receptor recycling; endosome organization; retrograde transport, endosome to Golgi. The coding region runs from base 356 to 1258 and encodes 300 amino acids. NCBI's taxonomy places the organism in Eukaryota, Metazoa, Chordata, Mammalia, Carnivora, Felidae. Gene Ontology annotation, cellular component: early endosome; recycling endosome; trans-Golgi network. The transcript has 8 exons. The record is from RefSeq and is a predicted model, not a curated record.
AGGAAGGCGGGCGAGGAGGAAGGAGCGCCGGGGCGCGGGAGGGAACAGCCGUGUGGUGGAAGCGCGAGCGGGAGGCCGGUUGCGGUCGUGAUCUUGCCGCCACCGCCGCCGCGGCUCGCCCGGGGAUGUCUGAGCCCGCGCCUCGCGGCCCUCGAGCUCCACGCGGCGGCCGCCGUCCCGGCCUCUAAGGGCCGCCACGUCCCGGCGGCGCGCGCAGGCUGAGGGCGGCUCGGUGCCGGCGGGGUUGCCCGGGGAGGGCCCGGGCGGGCCGGGAGGGGCUGCCCAAGCUCCGCGCCUACCCCAGCACCGCGGCCGGCGCCCGGCCAGGAGGAUGCGCGGCGCCGGGCUCUGAAGCAUGGAGGGGGUUCUGUACAAGUGGACCAACUAUCUCACAGGUUGGCAGCCACGUUGGUUUGUUUUAGAUAAUGGAAUCCUGUCCUACUAUGAUUCACAAGAUGAUGUUUGCAAAGGGAGCAAAGGAAGUAUAAAGAUGGCAGUUUGUGAAAUUAAAGUCCAUUCAGCAGACAACACAAGAAUGGAAUUAAUCAUUCCAGGAGAGCAGCAUUUCUACAUGAAGGCAGUGAAUGCAGCUGAAAGACAGAGGUGGCUGGUUGCUCUGGGGAGCUCCAAAGCUUGUUUGACUGAUACUAGGACUAAAAAAGAAAAAGAGAUAAGUGAAACCAGUGAAUCUCUGAAAACUAAAAUGUCUGAACUUCGUCUCUACUGUGACCUCCUAAUGCAGCAAGUUCAUACUAUCCAAGAAUUUGUUCACCAUGAUGAGAAUCAUUCAUCUCCCAGUGUAGAGAACAUGAAUGAAGCCUCUUCUCUGCUUAGUGCCACAUGUAAUACAUUCAUCACAACGCUUGAGGAAUGUGUGAAGAUAGCGAAUGCCAAGUUUAAACCUGAGAUGUUUCAGCUGUCCCAUCCGGAUCCCUUGGUUUCCCCUGUGUCGCCUUCUCCUGUUCAAAUGAUGAAGCGUUCUGUCAGCCACCCUGGUUCUUGCAGUUCAGAGAGGAAUAGCCACUCUGUAAAAGAACCAAUAUCUACACUUCACCGACUCUCCCAGCGACGCCGAAGAACCUACUCAGAUACAGACUCUUGUAAUGAUACUCCUCUUGAAGACCCAGACAGACCUGUUCACUGUUCAAGAAAUACACUUAAUGGAGAUUUGGCAUCAGCAACCAUUCCCGAGGAAAGCAGACUUAUGGCCAAAAAAAAAUCUGAAUCGGAAGAUCCUCUUCCAUCCUUCUCUUCCUGAGGAAAUGGAAGUGUCCAACUUCCUCUAAGUAUUGCUAUGCAAAAGCUGCUGUAAUUAAACUAUGUUCUAGGGAGUAGUUUUUCCCUUAGGAUUUCUCUGCACUUUAUAGAAUACUGUAAAACAAACAAACAAAAAAACAACCCACAUACCUUUGAAGUGUAUUUUAUCUUUAUAUAGUUUAUUUGCAAGAGUAUUUUCCUAAUAACUUCACAGUAUGAAUGUGCAUCUUUUUUUUUUUUUUUUUAAACAAAUGAUGGUGUAACAUUUUGACAUCCAUAAGGACAAAUGUAGAUAUUUUUCUAAAAAACUGUGAGGGACUGACAGCUUAGUCAGGGUGUAUUGUAGCUUAUAAACAUGAAAUCUUAUAAACAUAAGGUUUCAGUUUGACAGACGUGUGAUAUGUAACUUGUGCCAUGGACCAAAUGGUCACUUUACCCCAGCUAAAAAUGAGUUACGAUAGCAGCUUGAUGGUGAUUCUAUUGUAUUCUUUUAAGCAAAAGGAGACAUUUAAUAUUCCAAAUAUUUUUAGCCCAAAUACCAUGACACAUUGAGGAUUUUUUAACAACCAGACUGUGCUGUCCUUCAUAUGUGAAGUUGACACUACUGAUUUGUCAGUACCAAAUGUUGGGUUAAAGUAUUUAACUUUUAUUUAUUUAUUUUUCUGUUGCAUCAAAAAAUGAUUGCAUCCUGACUUUUAUGACCUACCAAAUUUAAGAUGUGUAUACAUUUGUUAUUUACAUUGUUCUAGAAAAGAGGUUAAUGUUGUAGUGACCUUGCUCACUUACACCAGAGAAAUAAACGCCUUUCAAUGGAAGAGGAUUUUAGUGCUUUUUUCCUAAAAUAGACAUUAAGCUGCUGUUGUAAGGUAUUAAUGUUUGCAGCUCUUUAGACUAUCUAGAGACAUUUUUUAUUUAUGACUAUUUAUACAAAAAAGGAAUUCUGUCAAAGUGACCACUCUACAUCACUUGAGAAUGGCAUUAUUUAAUUAAAGAACAAAUAGCAUUUUUUGGUAGUGCCUGUCCAUACCUAUUGUCAGUGUUUGCCUUGUAAACUGUUUUUUUAAAAAAAUUCACUUUGGAGUGAUGGUUUUGUCCAAGGUCUUGGAUGAGGAGCACUUUAAAACAAACUGGUUUGGUGUUUUUAAGUUAAUCACAUGUUUAAUAAAUAUAUGGUUUUUGCAUUCAAA